Messenger RNA from Capsicum annuum, 933 nucleotides. RefSeq lists its product as uncharacterized. Bases 1 to 933 code for a protein of 310 amino acids. The record is from RefSeq and is a predicted model, not a curated record. NCBI's taxonomy places the organism in Eukaryota, Viridiplantae, Streptophyta, Magnoliopsida, Solanales, Solanaceae. The transcript is spliced from 4 exons.
AUGGCAGACCAGCAGGAGGCUGACAAGUUAGCAAUCAUAGCUAGAGCUCAAGUAAAUGUGCAAAAUGAUAUUCAAAAAGUACAACAUCCAAAGCUUGAGGAUAAAGACUUAAGAGACGAUGAGUUGCUAAACCCUGGUAACCCAAGGCAUGUAGAGCAAAUAGCUGCUCCAAUACAGUGUAAUGCUAACAAGAAUAGUCCAUUUCUAGGAAGGGAGAAUAUUGGCUCAUGUAUGGCGAUUACCACUAGAAGUGGCAAGAUAUUACUUGGUCGUUCUGUGGGAAAAAGUAGAGUUGAAAAUGUGAUUGAAGUAGAUGGUGAGCUUGAAAAAUAUAAUUUAGUGGAGUCUAAAAGGAUGGAUGGCAUUGAUAUCCCUUCCAAUCAUCAGAAGGUUGAUGAGUUAGAAAAAGGGAAAGAGAAGGAAAAGAAAUUAGUGGACCUUGUGACGAAGAAAAGAGCGGUGAGCUAUGAACUGGAGCAUAAUCUCCAUCAUUGUAGCGCUAUUUCUACGAGUUCCUUAGUGCAGAAGAAGGCAGACCCAGGAGCAUCCAGUAUUCCAUGUACAAUCGGGUCUCUCAAUUUUGCUAAGGCCCUAUGUGAUCUGGGGGCGAAUAAAUUUAAGCCACUAGCCACAUAUAAAAAGCUGGAUUUAGGGGAUCCUACCCUGACAAACAUACGGUUGGUGAUGGCGGAUAGGUCUAUAAAGCGGCUAGUAGGAAUAUUACAUGAUGUAUCGAUAAAGGUGGCCGACUUUAUACUUCCUGUUGAUUUUUUAGUCCUAUACUAUGAGGUGGAAUUUGAAGUACCCAUCAUUUUUGGUAUACCAUUCACUACAAUUGGAAAAGUUGUAGUGGACAUGGAGCUGCAUGAGCUGAAGUACAAGUUUAAUGACAAAGAAACAACAUUCAAAAUGCAUUCAUCCAAGACACAGUAA